UCAGAUUCCUUCUCGUCCACAUCCAACCAGCCACUGCUCUCUCCCCAUUCUUCUCAUGCUUCACAAUCAAUCGUCGGUUCCUCUGGUUUUUCCCUCGGACGAGCACCCCCAUUGUUGAGACAGGUUGAGCGACAUUCCGCCAUACCGCGCUCUCUUUCUGAGCGGGCUUCCUUAGCCAAUCGAUCCCCCGAAAAUUUUGCAUUUGGCCCUAAUGAAGAUGUUGAAUAUGGAGAAGAAGUGGUAGGCGAAGUUUGGGGGGACGCUUUCGCAUCACUUGAGCCCACUACAUUGGUAUGUGAGUCUCAUCGUCAGGACAUUGAAACAGAAUCAAGUGCUAAUCAGGCACCAGUGUCCUUUGGGCAUUUGCCUCAAGUUUACGAGUCAAGCACCUUUGGCCGGCGGACUCGCCUCUCUAGCAGUGCCUCGCUCGAUUCCUCGCCACCCGUAGUUCAGCUCAAAGAUUGCGUUGUUGAGUUGCCUCCGCCUGAUCAACUGGGCUAUGGGCAGCCUUUUCUCCUCUUUCUAUGUCUUGCAAUGCUGCUCGAGUACCGCGAGGAAAUCGUGCUCAGUGUGCAUGAGGUAUGCGACCUGGUUCACUUCUAUCAGCGCAUGAGUAAACGGCAUAACACUUUGCGUCUGCUUAAUCGUGCCCGCAAGAUGUAUGAUCGGUAUUUAGCUGUUCAUGAGGCCAAGCGACGCCAGCUGAUAGAGAACCCAAACUGA
Protopolystoma xenopodis is the source of this 723-nucleotide messenger RNA. The record is from the annotation of a GenBank genome assembly. Lineage: Eukaryota; Metazoa; Platyhelminthes; Monogenea; Polystomatidea; Polystomatidae.